Trichobilharzia regenti is the source of this 1098-nucleotide messenger RNA. Lineage: Eukaryota; Metazoa; Platyhelminthes; Trematoda; Strigeidida; Schistosomatidae. The record is from the annotation of a GenBank genome assembly.
AUGACCGGAGACAUUUUUACAGUCGCUUGUAAAACCGCCAAUUGCUUUGGUCAUUGUUGCAUUUUACCUAAAAUUUCACUGGCUGUUAUUUGUCAAUCUCCAAAUUGGUUUCCGCUCACAAUGGCUCUCGCAGCUCAAAAAGCACUACUGGAUGAGCUCAUGGGUAAAAAUCGAAAUGCGGUCAAUGGUGAAAUCUCCGGUGGUCCGCAUUGGUCAGAUGAUGACGUAUGCAAGUUUUAUUUGUGUGGAUUUUGUCCCCAUGACUUAUUUGUCAAUACCAAAACUGACUUGGGUCAAUGCCCCAGAUCUCAUGAUGAGCGUAUGAGAGAAUCUUAUAAAAAGAGUUCGCGUUUUGGGAAAAUGGGGGGACAUGAGCGUUUAGCAGUCAACAAAAGUGUCAAUAGUUCAGAUCCCAUUGGUGCAAGUGAGAAAAAAGAAAAGAUAGCUGCACUUACAAAAAGAAUAAAUGAUUUAGUGAAGCAAGCAGAAGAAUUAGGAACUGAAGGGAAGGUUGAUCAAGCACAAGGAGUUCUAAAGUUAUGUGAACAACUAAAGUUUGAACGAUCACAGCUUGAAGGCGAUGCACGUCCAGGAAUGACUCAGACUAAAGAACUAGAAGUCUGUGAGAUAUGUGGAGCCUUCCGAAUCAAAGAUGAUGCACCUCAACGAGUAGAAGAGCAUUUGUCUGGUAAAAUGCAUCUUGGCUACGCAAAAAUUCGUGAUUACUUGAGGCAAUACAGUGAACAAAACUCUAAUUCCUCUUCUCGUUAUGGACGGCGUGAUAGACGAUCACUUGAUCGUUCUCCUGUUUCCCGGGAUCGUACACGUCAUCGAAGCCGCGGUAGGAGUCUGGAGCGAAAUUCUCAUUUACACUCUAGCGCCUCUCGGCAUGAUUACCGUGAAAGCGGAAGUGGCAGAUUUAGAUCCAGGCAUGAUUAUCGCGAUGACAGACGACGAUAUGGUAGGUCGCGAUCAAGUUCACGAUCACGAAAAGCCUAUGAUCGCUACCAUCAUGAACAUUCUUCUAAAUCAUCCAAACGCAACACGUCGCCUUUCAGUGCUGCUCGACGUCCUCCUGAGGGAGCCGAAGACUACUAA